UUGCAGAUUCUGUCUUAAAGAAAGCACCGAAAAAAUGUGGUGAAUGAAAGCUUGUUGCAUUUUCAGGGGGGAAACUUGUGAAAGGGAACUGAAGGUGGUUGGAAGAGCAACGUGAAAGCAAAGGAGCAGUGGGUGGAAGCAAAACACAUUCAAGGCAAGUUCUCCCAACAAUGCCUCCAUCUCAGUGUCAACCUGUUGCUGAGUCAGGCUAAAGUUGGAUUAAGGAUUUUAGAUAAUGGGCUGUGUGCAAUGUAAGGAUAAAGAAGCAACAAAACUAACCGAUGAGAGGGAUGGUAGUUUAAACCAGAGUUCGGGUUAUCGCUAUGGAACAGACCCUACCCCUCAGCAUUACCCAAGUUUUGGUGUGACUUCAAUUCCAAACUACAACAAUUUCCCCACAGCUGGAGGACAAGGAUUGACGGUCUUUGGUGGUGUCAAUUCUUCAUCACAUACUGGUACAUUGCGUACAAGAGGAGGAACAGGUGUAACUCUUUUUGUAGCUCUAUAUGAUUACGAAGCAAGAACAGAAGAUGAUUUAAGUUUUCAUAAAGGAGAAAAAUUCCAGAUACUUAACAAUUCGGAAGGAGAUUGGUGGGAAGCCCGAUCCCUGACUACCGGAGAAACUGGUUAUAUUCCCAGUAAUUAUGUGGCUCCAGUUGACUCCAUCCAAGCAGAAGAGUGGUACUUUGGGAAACUUGGGCGAAAAGAUGCUGAGAGGCAGCUGCUAUCCUUUGGAAAUCCACGAGGAACCUUCUUGAUUCGUGAAAGUGAAACCACCAAAGGUGCCUAUUCAUUGUCCAUUCGUGAUUGGGAUGAUAUGAAAGGGGAUCAUGUCAAACAUUAUAAAAUCCGCAAGCUUGACAGUGGAGGAUAUUACAUUACAACCAGAGCACAGUUCGAAACUCUUCAACAACUUGUUCAGCAUUAUUCAGAGAGAGCUGCGGGUCUUUGCUGCCGCUUAGUAGUCCCUUGUCAUAAAGGAAUGCCAAGGCUUACUGACCUGUCUGUCAAAACCAAAGAUGUCUGGGAAAUUCCACGAGAAUCACUACAGUUGAUCAAGAGACUGGGAAAUGGGCAGUUUGGGGAAGUAUGGAUGGGUACUUGGAAUGGGAAUACUAAAGUGGCAAUAAAGACAUUGAAGCCUGGCACUAUGUCCCCAGAAUCAUUCCUGGAAGAAGCCCAGAUCAUGAAAAAGCUAAAGCAUGACAAGCUGGUCCAACUUUAUGCAGUGGUGUCAGAGGAACCCAUCUACAUUGUCACAGAAUAUAUGGGUAAAGGAAGCUUGCUUGAUUUCCUAAAAGAUGGUGAAGGAAGAGCUCUGAAAUUGCCAAAUCUGGUAGAUAUGGCAGCACAGGUUGCUGCAGGUAUGGCUUAUAUAGAGCGAAUGAAUUACAUACACAGAGACCUGCGUUCUGCAAACAUCCUGGUGGGGAAUGGUCUAAUAUGCAAAAUUGCUGAUUUUGGAUUAGCAAGAUUAAUUGAAGACAAUGAAUACACAGCCAGACAAGGUGCAAAAUUUCCUAUCAAGUGGACUGCUCCGGAAGCUGCAUUAUAUGGAAGAUUUACCAUAAAAUCUGAUGUUUGGUCCUUUGGGAUAUUACUAACAGAAUUGGUAACAAAAGGGAGAGUACCAUAUCCAGGUAUGAAUAAUCGUGAAGUCCUAGAACAGGUAGAAAGAGGAUACAGAAUGCCAUGUCCUCAAGAUUGCCCAAUCUCUCUACAUGAGCUCAUGAUCCAUUGCUGGAAAAAAGACCCAGAAGAACGCCCAACUUUUGAGUACUUACAGGGUUUCCUGGAAGACUACUUUACGGCAACUGAACCCCAGUACCAGCCAGGUGAUAACCUGUAAUUUGGGGUGGGCUGCGCAAACCAGUUACCAGGUGUUCCAUUUGCAAUCGACAUAGGUUGAAUGGUUCAAGGCAGUAUCUUAGAGCACCAAAUAUACUGAAGCCAGAAGAUGAGAACUUCUAAAACUAUGUGUCCUAAAAUUCUGAAUAUCUUCUCCAAACAGAAAGGUGAACACAUGGGGGGGUGGGUUUCUUAAUCAAAGACUUUGAAACUGCAUUGUUUUAAUGUUAUGUAAACUGCAAAAUCUUUGUUCACUGUAAAUAGUAAUUCAGUGCCAAUAAUUUAUCCUAGUGCUUUCCUUUUUUUAAAAAAAUGCAGAAUUAUGUGAUUUUAACUAGUUUUCUCCUGAUUCAACUAAAGUAUUAUUUUCCAGAA
Molecule: messenger RNA, 2223 nt
Organism: Thamnophis sirtalis
Lineage: Eukaryota; Metazoa; Chordata; Lepidosauria; Squamata; Natricidae
Source: RefSeq, a predicted model, not a curated record